This is a messenger RNA of Astyanax mexicanus (Mexican tetra), 10840 nucleotides long. Its product is annotated as calmodulin-regulated spectrin-associated protein 3. Gene Ontology annotation, cellular component: microtubule minus-end. The record is from RefSeq and is a predicted model, not a curated record. The coding region runs from base 68 to 4162 and encodes 1364 amino acids. Gene Ontology annotation, biological process: negative regulation of microtubule depolymerization; cytoplasmic microtubule organization; neuron projection development. Gene Ontology annotation, molecular function: microtubule minus-end binding; spectrin binding; calmodulin binding. NCBI's taxonomy places the organism in Eukaryota, Metazoa, Chordata, Actinopteri, Characiformes, Acestrorhamphidae. The transcript has 20 exons.
CUGAGUGUGGGUGCUCGGGAGGAGUGAUACGGGCUGGCUGUGUGCGCGCUCGGCUCUGGCUCUGGCGAUGGUGGACGCGGCUGGCGCGCGCAGGCCGGAGCUCGAGCCUGAUGUACCGGUACCGGAGAUCACCCCGCUGGACCGGUACGAGCCGGGCCGGGCGAGGGCGCGCGCGGGGGUGCGCUGGCUCAUCGGCAAGGCCUACGGGCGCGCAGAGAACAUCCCGGCCGAUGUGUUGGAGGCCGUAGCUGAUGAUCAUCAUGGGGAAGUUCUCGGUCCUGCAGUGGAGCGCCUCCUGCUGUCCAGUGAGCCGUACUGCAGCACCAUCACUUCCCUCCUACAGACCCAAACCGGCUCACCGGCGCCCCCUAAAGACCACGCCAGCCUGCUGCGGCUCCUCCAGCACCGCGGCCUGGCACCAACGCUCUCCCAAAAACCCGUCACAGACGCCCAGCUCACCAACAAACCCAUCAACCUGGACGCCCACUUGGCACUCAUUGAUACGCUGAUGACGCUGGCGGCCACGGAGACUGUGGGUUCGAUAAAGAUGGCGAAGGAGGCGGAUCAGUUUGGCGAGGGGGCGAGCUGGGAGAAUUCUCUACUCUUCUGGAUCAACAAGUUGAACCAGAAGAUGAGGGAGAGUACGGAGACAGAGGACGUACCAAAACCACCGACCUGCACAGAUCUGCAACCCGUCCAACCAACAUGUCCAACGCGAUGGUACUGGAAGCUGGUCCCACAUGCCAUCGCUUUUUGUUUGAAGGAGUCGGGGAAAAAACCUCCUGUGAUCCGCUAUAGGAAAGAUAAAGUGCGCUCUAAACAGACUCCCACCUUUUCCGUCGUGUCCGGAGUGAAAGAUCUGUCUAACGGUUGUGCCAUCGCUGCUACCAUACACUUCUACUGCCCCCAGCUGCUGCCCCUGGAGGACGUCUGUCUGAAGGACACGAUGUCCGUUGCGGACAGUCUACAUAACCUGCAGUUGAUCCGAGAGUUCUGUGACAGUCACCUGAAAAGCUGCUGCCCCCUAGUGCUGGAGGACCUGCUCUACGCCCCACCAUUGUUACGGGUGAACAUCAUGUGCUUCCUCUCCGAGUUACUGGCGGUGUUUGAAGUGCAAAAGCCAGAUUUCGUCAAGCCCUUACACAAUCUGGAUCUUACAGAUGCAUCUGGAAUGGAGGACUGCACCAGUCCCAUCAGUGGACCCAGCGGUUCUCCAUCCUUCCUGUUUAAGCAGCCGCUCUUACCCUCGUCUCCUGGGGGAAAAUCAGAGGGUCGAGGCUGGAGUAAGAAGCAGAUCAGUCGCCCACUCUCCGCUGUGACUUUCAACAUCCCUUUCCCUCUGGACAGCGAUGUGGACGUUGUCAUGGGCAACCCUCUGUUCCGCUCUGUCAGCAACGACAGCCUCACCAACCUCGCCCCCUACACGCCCCCAGAAGAUCUGAGCAAGCUGAUUGGCCAGGCACCAUUAGGGGAGUUGCCCACUAUUGAGGAGGCGCUGCAGGUCAUCCAUACAGGUCGAUCUGUGCGAAACGAACCAGAGGGGGCGCCGGCGGGAUUCUUUCUGCACUCCCCGGAUAAGGAGGACAAGACUAGACUGAGCAGCUCCGCCCCCUGCAGGUCAGGGAUGAUGUACCGACCAAUCGGAGGCAGUGGAAGGCGAGCAUGUGGUGGGACCAGGAGACCUGGAGUGGACUGUUCCAGAGAUGACGACUCGGUUCUCAGAGAUGGGAGCAUCGAUUCGGAUGCUUCAGAAGAUUUCUCCACAAGGUCCAACCCUGGAACUCCAUCCAAUGGCCCCAAAGGAGGUCGCAUGACAAGUUUUGCAGAGCAAAGGAAGAAGCUUCCAGAGUCCCCAGUUGCCUCCAGGGCACAAGGGUUGGACGAGCCUUCGAGUCCGAUGGUGAUGAGCCCUGCCGGAGCUGCUGAAGCUCAGGAACUGGGGGCACGUCUGGAGGAGAAGCGAAGAGCCAUCGAGGAUCAGAAAAAACGUAUUGAGGCGAUUUUCGCCAAACACAGGCAGAGGCUGGGCAAGACUGCCUUCCAGAAACUGCAGCGGGAACAAGGCGAGGGGGCGAACGACGCGAACGGCAGCGAUGCCAAAGAGGCAGAAACACUUAGUCUGGAUGAGAGGUUGACUCGCAUGGAAGAGGACCUGAAGCGAGAAGAAGAGAAGGAGAAGGAAAAAGAGAAAGAGAAGGCAGAAGAAAAAGAGAAGGUUCCACCAAAACUGGAAAAGCAGGUCACGUUCUCGGUGGAACCUAAGAAAGAACUGGACAAGGAGCUGCCGUUGGUCGAGUACAACGAGGCGGUGUCCAAGCUCAGUUCCGCCUUGCAGUCCUUACAGAAGGACAUGCAGCGACUCACGGAACAGCAACAGAAGCUGAUGGGAAAGAAGACACCUUCAACACCUCCGGUCAAAACCACAACUUCCUCUAGGAGGACUCCGCCUCCCAGUAAGGCAUGGGUCAUCUCGGCCGAACCAAAAACCUCAGCGACGAUCCCAGCUCGGAAACCUCAUUCCAGCCGCGACCUGUCACCUGCCGGUUCACCGCGCAAGUCAAGCGAACCCAAAUCCCCCAAGUCUCCUAAAGUCUCUGCUUCCACCACACCUCGUAAACUCCAUAGCUCCGCCCCUAAAAGUCCCAAAAGGCACCACCCCACUCGACCAUGUGACCUCAGUUUCCCACCACUCAUGCGCGUCCUCACGCCACCCCAGAACGUCGACACGCUCCCCCACCUGCGGCGGGUUUCUCCCAGUCAGUGCCAGGUCCAGACUAGCUCCUCCCUCAGACUGGGAGGACCCAAGACCCCUCAGGAACCGGAACAGGAACCAGAACCGGCUCAGGCUCCGGCCCAGGAGAGCAGCUCCGAUUCGGUCUCCAGCAACGACAACACGCCCCUUUUCACUCUGGAGCUGGACACCAUUCCACCACCACCUCCGUCUGUGGUGGGCACUGUGAGCGUAUGCGGGGGAAGCAGUUCAGGACCCCCGUCUGAAUGCUCGUUCGAGAGCGAUGUGCUCCUCAGCGCCCCCCUGAGGACGGAGGAGGGAGAGACGGAUCAGGACCAGACGGAUAUUUUCUCCUCCGACUCCAUGAGCGACCAGACGGAGACGGAGAGCCGGGCGGGGGGCGGGAUCUUCUUUAAGGAGGGAGGUCUCUCUGAGGAACAGAUGGCGCUGAAGAAAGCUCUACUGCUGGAAAGGCAGCAGAGACGAGCCGAGGAGAUCAGGAAACGGAGGCAGGAGCAGGACAUCAGUCGACUCUCCUCUACAGAUGAUCUCUGCGCCUCCAUGACCGCGCCACUCUCCCAGUCUCUACCUACCAUACCCACCCUGCCCCCGCCCCCACAGGCCACGCCCCUACCAACUCAGGCCACGCCCCCGGGCACGCCCCAGAGGCGUGGCGCCUUCACCCGGGCGGAGUACGAGCGGCGGCACCAGCUGAAGAUCAUGGCUGAUCUGGAGAAAGUUCUGAAACAGAAAAACAAGAAGCAACAACACACUCCCAACAAGACCAGCAAAACCAACACACACACACACUCCCCACGCAAAGAGAAACCAGCUGAACAAGCUAACAUCACCCCCACUAACGGCCCGCUGCUUACUGACAGAAACAGCAGCACCUCUGAUUCGCCAUCAAAGCUGAUGUCACCGGGCCGUCCGUCCAAUCAGAACGGAGAUAAAGACUGGGAAAACGGUUCCAAUGCUUCUUCUCCAGCAUCAAUCCCAGAGUACACUGGCCCCAAACUAUUUAAAGAGCCGAGUUUCAAAUCCAACAAAUUCAUCAUACACAGCGCCCUCUCUCGCUGCUGCCUCGCCGGGAGAGUCAACGAGGGACAGAAGAACAAGAUUAUUGAGGAAAUGGAAAAAAGCUCGGCCAACCACUUCCUCAUCCUCCUCCGCGACAACAACUGUCAAUUCCGAGCCAUCUACACCCUGGACGGCCAAUCAGAGGAGCUCCAGCGGCUGUGCGGCGUCGGCCCCCGUGCCAUUUCCUGUUCCGCCGUGGAGGCCAUUUACAAGUACAGCUCAGACAGGAAGCAGUUCAGCGCGUUGCCGUCUCGCACCGUUAGCAUGAGCGUGGACGCCUUCACCAUCCCUGCACAGCUGUGGCAAACCAAGAAACAGGGCACGCCUAAAAAAGCAGCCACGCCCAAAUAGAGGAGACCACACCCACAUUACAUAACCACACCCACGAUAAAGAGACCACACCCAACGAAUUUGCCAAUAUCUUCAUGAACAGACAUCCAUUCAUCGAUCCCGUACUUUAGCCAGGAAUGAUCGAGUGUUUUUAUGAAUUGAACUACGGCUAGAUUAACAGAAAACUACUUCCUUUUAUGCUAAUGAUGUGGAGGAAAUGUAAUGGAUGUAAUACUGUAAUUUACAAUAGAGUGACCUUUUCAGAGCAUUAUUAGAGAAUUCAUCAUUAUAGAAAAGUACAAUAGUAAACAGAAGCUGCUGUGCUUCUAAGUGUCCUAAUCGAACCACUAGCCGAAAUGCUAAUAUCCCAGAUAGCAUAAGGAAUUGUCCUGAGCUUGGCUAAAAUACGGCAGAAUCGGCUGAUGUCAAUGCAGAAUUGGUAAGAAUGUUGUUUAUAUUUAGCAACCGGAGUUUUGAGAAAAGCGUUUUAUGGCCAAUUCUCAUUUUAUACUACGCAGCCAGAGCGUUGGUGGGAGCAGCUUGGGCCACUUUCUAUACUAUACUCUGUAACCGGGUGUAGGCACAAUUAGCUCUGCAAAAGUUCCUUUAUUACACUUGACAACUGGAGUGUUAACAAGAUCAGCACAGGCCAAUUCUUAUAAUGUACUCGGCAACCGGGGUGUUGGCAAGUGUGACUCGGGCCGAUUCCUAUAUUAUACUCAGCAACCGGGGUGGUGCUGCAAGCAGCUCCGGCCAUUUUCUAUAGUAUACUUAGCAACUGGAGUAUUAACAAAAGUGGCUUGGGACCGGAGUGUUAGCGCAAGCACCUCGGGAUUAAUUCCAUAUUAUACUCCAGAAAAUUAUUACAAGCAGCUCGGGCCAAUUCCUAUAUUAAACUCACAAACCGUAGUGUUCACAAAAGUGGCUCAAGCAGAUCCACAUAUUAUACUUGGCAACCAGAGUGUUGGCGCAUUGGGCUUGAGCCGAUUUCUAUAAUUAUACUUGGCAUCUGGGAAUGUGAGCCAAGCAUUUGGAUCAGAAUCAGAUCAAUGCCCAGUUUUAAGUUGGAAUUAAUGCAACUCAGGCCUGGUUUGAUGUGUUCGGCCCGGAAAUGGCCCAAGUGAUUUUUGCUUUUUAUUUUUGACUCAACAUCAGCCAAUGCAGAAUGUUACUUAUACUCAGUAACCGAACAAGAGAGGCCCAGGAAAAUUUCUAUAUUAUAUAUUUGGCAACCGGGGUGUUAUCGCAAGCACCUUGGGAUAAAUCCCAUAUUAUACUUGCCAACCAAAACAUUUUUAAAAGCAGCUCGGGACAAUUUCUAUAUUAUACUCAGAAACCGAAGUGUUGGUAUGAGUGCUCCGGGCUGAUUCCUAUAUUAUACUCAGCAACUGGGGUGUUGACAGAAGUGGCUCAGGCAGAUUCCUACAUUAUACUUGGCAACCGGAGAGUUAGCACGAGUGGCUUGGGCCGAUUGCUGCAUUAUACUCUGCAACCGGGGUGUUGGCUUGAGUGACUCGGGCCAAUUCCUUUAUUAUACUUGGCAACCAGAGUGUUUGCACAUGCUUCUCUGGCUGAUUUCUAUAUUAUACUUGGCAUCCGGGGCGUUGACACAUGCAGCACUUAGCUCGGAUGUGAGCUAAGCAUUUGGAUCAGAAUUUUGCUAUCUGGGAUGUUAGCCUGAAGCUAACACACUGCAGUGUUUAGGCUAGGUGUUUUCCGCCCUUGCGUUUGACCCUUUGAUGCUACCAGUUCUGAUGUGUGUACAUGGUGUCGAACACAACAUAACAGAAAAAACUGGAAAUCACUGAUAAUUACUUUCAUUUUUUAAAUGUAACAACAUAGAGAGACACUCUUUACAUGUGAAUACACACUGUUUACUGUGCGGUAGUGCAUAUUCUGAUGGAUUAAUGACUUUGAAUUAAUUUAUUUUAUAUCCGAACGAUUAACGUGAAUGUUUUUUUGGUUUAUACAAGGCCAAAGCAUGAAUUGCAUUAAUUUCUAUUGAAAUAAUAAGUUCCUUAAACCGACCCCAAACAGAUCAGCAUGAUGGUUUAUGUUCUGCAAACAUCCAGCAGGGGGCACUGGAUACACUAACCUAAUACAUUAACCAGCCAUAACAUUAAAACCACUGUCAAAUAUUCACUGGGAAAGUGAUUAUACACUAUAUAACAUUGAUGAUCAAAGUCUGGCUGCUAUGCCUGUUAGCAUUGUGGCGCUAACUCCUCUGGAGGCCAAACGUUGUGCUCUAAUCCUGCUAAACCUGGUUACUGUGUCUGUUAGCAUUGUGACACUAACUCUGCCUAGACUGGCUACUAGCAUUGUGGCUAACUUACUCUGCUCUGUACCUUCCAAGUUAAGGUGCUGUGUCUGUUAGCAUUGCAGCUCCAAUUUUGCCAAAGCUGGCUAUUAGCAUUGCAGCUAACCUACUCCAAACCUUCAAAGUCUGCCUGCUAUGCUUGUUAGCAUUGUGGCGCUAACCCCUCUGGAGGCCAAAAGUUGUGUCCUAACCCUAAUGCCUCUGGUAGCAUUGUGGCUAACCUGCUCUGCUCCAUACCUUCCAAGUCCAGCUGCUGUGUCUGUUAGCAUUGUAGCUCCAAUUUUGCCAAGGCUGACUAUUAGCAUUGCAGCUACCCUGCUCCAAACCUUAAGAGUCUGGCUGCUGUGUCUGUUAGCAUUGUGGCUAACCUGUUCUGAUUCAUACCUUCCAAGUCCGGCUAUAGCUAUAACCAUGGUUAACUAUUGUGAACCAACCUGGCUAAGCUUAACUACUGUGUUUGUUAGCGUUGUGGCACUAACCCUGCCCAGGCUGUUAGCAUUGCAGCUAACAUGCUUUUCUGCUGUCUGGGUGCUGUGGCUGUUAGCAUUGCAGCUCUAGCCCUGCCAUGGCUGGCUGUUAGCAUUGUGGUUAACCUGCAUCAUCCUUGCUGAGGUCUGCUGUUAGCAUCACAGCUAAACCUUCCCAACCUUGCUGAGCUGGGCUAAUGUGUUUGUUAGCAUCAUAGCUUUAACUCAGUUAAAACCUUCUGUUAGCAUCUUGACUAACCUGGUUCAAUUGUAGAAAUGAGUUUUUUGCUGCUACAUUAAUUUAAAGUAUCUGAUGCCAAUGUUAGCGUUAGCGCUCCAGUUACCACAAGACACUUUCGCAAUGUUAGAGAGGUGGUUUUAAUGUUAUGGCAGGUUAUUUCUAAAGAGAACUUUCAGUAUAUCCACCACAAAUCUUGGCUCGCUAAUCUCCCUAACUGACACUGAUGCUCACCUUUGGCCUUAAAUCCAGCUGUUGAUUGGUCGUAGGCUUUUAGAUUUAGAUGAUUGGUUGCUGAUUGGUUACAGGGUUGUUUAAGAUCGAAUCGGUUGAAGUUCUGAUUGGUUAGAUGCAUUAACAGCCAGCUGCUGAUUGGGCAAAGGCCUGUUUUAGUCUGUUCGAUUGGUCAGAUGUGUUCCUCCAUGGUUCUUGUAGUUUUUUUAGGUUCUGAAAGGCUUUGAGAACGCAGUUCCGGGGGGGUGGGCAUGUGAUGUUUGUUGAAAAUGUCUGUAAACUUUUUGUUUGAUUGCACUUUUCUAGCUCCUGGUUAAACUGGAGAACCCACAAGAGUCUAAACUCUUAAAAGUACUGGAGAUCCGGACCUUUCCUUUAUCCUCUUGUGAACUUUUAUACAUUUAAACGUCCAAAAGCUCCGAGUUUAGUGUGUUUUAGUAGUGUUUUUAAGAAGCUACAACAUCUGCAAAGGUUCUACAGUUAGAACGUGGGAAACGCGCGAAAUCCGAACAAACACUGUUGGAAAAUCGAUGGAACAACGAUUUGUAUCGACUGUAUGUAAUUUAUUCUGUUUUAAUGCUAAUGCAACACUUAAGAUGUUAAGUUAAGCUGUGUGUAUGAGAGUGUGUGUAUGAGAGUUUGAGAGUGUGUGUUGCUCUACAUUUAGUAAUAAACUUAAAAUUGGGACCCAUAUUUGUUAUUUCCCACAAACAGAAAGUUCUCAGAAGUCCCUACAAACCUCUCUUUUUUGGCAGCAGUAUUUACAAAAUUUAACGUAAAAACUUUAAUACACUAAUAUGUCAAAAAAGUUACUUAUUUUUGCAAAAUUAAUUCAGUAAUUUCAGAAAUAUUUGACUUAUUAUGUAAAAACAUUAAAGUUUUAAGACAACAAAUAAUUAAUUUUAAAUUCAAAGUCCAGAUUCAAUAUUUAAAAGUAAAAAUUAAAAAGGUAAAAAUAUCUAAAAAAAAUUUUUGACUACUUAAAUUUUUCCCUCAUUUCCUCGUUCUGUUUUUUGCAGCAGAUUUAAACAUUUUAGCAGGUAAAACUACAUUUAUUGUCAUGUAAUUAAAAUACUGUUACAUUUUGACACAAAUUAUUGUUUGUUUGCAAAACAAUAAGUAAAUUGAUAAAAAGAUCACUAAUGUAUAAUAGUUUAACACUUUAGUUAAACAUCAUUUUAUGUUAUUUUUUAUUGAAAACUUAGUUACUUUUAGAUACUGAGCUAAAUUUUCAACAAUUUCAACAAAAUAAUAAUUUGAAGAUAUUUUUUAAAUAAAAAAAAUAGAUUCAAUCCAAUAUAAAUAAGAAUUAAGAAAAUAUUUCAACAAAACUUUCUGAUGCAAAGACAAAAUAUAAAAGUACAAUUAAAAAAUAAUUAGGAAAAUAAGUUUGUUUUGAAACAAUAAAUCUAAAAGUUAAAAUUCUGCUGCCAGAAAUAAUAAUAAUUAGGAAAAAAAAAAAUCAAUUUCUCAAAUUCAUCCUGAUAAAUUUGAUUAGUGGAGAUCUUAUGAUCUUUAUGGAGCUGCUUUAGACUUUUACCUGAACAUCUCAACAUCUGCUGAACAUCUGUCCUCCUGCAACAUCAUCUCUUCAUCAUCUCUCCUGGAGUUAGCAGGUACACGCUGUAUAAAUUACCGCUACAUAUAAAUCUGCUGUAUAUUUUCAAUGCUAACGUGGCUAACAGUGAGAUGUUAGCAUGCUAACAGUGAGUGGAUGUUGGCAUGCUAACAGUGAGUGGAUGUUAGCAUGCUAGCGGUGAGUGGAUGUUAGCGUGCUAGCGGUGAGUGGAUGUUAGCAUGCUAACAGUGAGUGGAUGUUAGCAUGCUAGCGGUGAUUGGAUGUUAGCAGGCCAUGUUGACACUCUUUUGCACAAAUUAGCGUUUUCACACGUGGGAGUUAGCACUUAGCAUGAGCAUGAUUUACGCUAACUCCUUGGUUUCUUGUUCUGCUGCGUUCUGGACGUUGUUAGCCACGUUAGCGUUUCGUUAUUCAACCCUGAGUUCAGUCUAACGGUCAGGUUGACAGUUUGUUUAGUCGUUUCGGAGAAAACGAAGUGUGUAAAAAAGGUUUAUUAUGAGUGUUGCUACAGGAAGCUAUAUGGACUAAAGUAUUGGGACACUUUGUAAGCAUAUAAAAAAAAAAUCCCAAAAUUUCAUACUAGAAAUUGAGGCAUUUCAUUCUGUUCUAUUACCACAGUUAUAUAAAAUUCAGCCACUAUCCAUUUAGUUGUCCUUUAAAAACCGUUCUUAGUGAAAGUAUGGGUUUAGCUAAAAUUCAACUUUUUCAUUUUUCAGAUUCAGGUAUCAUUGAAGCCCAAAGAAACCUAUAGGUUUAUGAUUUUUGCUUAAUUAUUUUAGUAUCCAUAAAAUUUUGACAUAGUUUUAAGAUAUUAAAAUCUAGAUUUUCAAAGUAGAAAUUAAAACAUUUAAGAAAAUGCUUUGAAGUACUGUGUCAAAAUGUCCAUUAUUUAAAGUCCUUAUUUACAAUCAAAUUGACCCGAACAAUUUUUUUUGACAUACUAGUGAAUAUUGACAUAAUGUGAAUGUUUUAUAAUAACAAGUAAUUAAUUUGAAAUAAGUCUAAAUUAAUUUUAAAAAGUCUAAUUAUUUAAAGGUACUUGGUCCAAAUAAAAAAGUAAAAAUAUCUGAAAAUGUGGACUACUUAAUUUAAUUUUUUCCCUCAUUUCCUCUUACUGUUUUUUUGGCAGCAAUAUAAAAGUUGUAAAAGUUAUCAGUUAAAAAACACAUUUAUUAUAAUAAAAUUAAAUGUUAAAAAAACAUAUCAAUAUUUAUUAUCACUACAUAUACUAAUAUUAUUACUUAUAAUAUAUAAUAAUGUAAUAUAAUAAUAGUAUUACUUAUUCCUUUAAAAUACUAUCAAAUCUUGACACAAAAUAUUUGUUUUCAGUAUAUAAAAUUAAAAUAGGCUUAAUUCUAUGUUAAUUUUAAUAUAGUCCAGAGAUCAUUAUUCGCAGAUAACAGGUCAAAAGUUUAGACAUGUUUUACAAAUGUAUUUUUAUUAUUUUUUAUACAUUUUUACCAUUUUUGACAGCAAUACUUAAACAAUGGCAUAGGUAUAAACAAUAAUACAUAAUUAGCAUAUUAAACUAAUGAUUUAUUUAUAUAAGCAGGUUUAGAAUGAGAUUGUAUAACAGCUCCUGUGUGUUUAAUGUUUAAGUGUCCCAAUACUUUUGUCCGUAUUCUGUACAGCGGUGUUCCUAAUCUUUUGGCACCUACAUCUGUCUAAUAUUCUCCCUUUCAUUGUCCUCUCUAAACCUUCGUAAGUAUGUGUGUGUAUAUGAGUGUGUGUGUGUGUGUGUGUGUGUGUGUGUGUUCGUAAUUGCGCAUGACUGCUAAAGAAAUCGGAGAGCGUAAGUUACGUAAGUUUUCUUCAGUCUGGCUGAAGCUAAAUAAGGGGUCAAUAAAACAUUUUCCACAACACA